Oncorhynchus keta (chum salmon) is the source of this 2900-nucleotide messenger RNA. RefSeq names its product syndecan-2-A-like. Lineage: Eukaryota; Metazoa; Chordata; Actinopteri; Salmoniformes; Salmonidae. The transcript has 5 exons. Gene Ontology annotation, biological process: cell migration. The record is from RefSeq and is a predicted model, not a curated record. The coding region runs from base 384 to 1013 and encodes 209 amino acids. Gene Ontology annotation, cellular component: cell surface; membrane.
GACUCUCUCUGCAUACAGCAAUGCGGUUGAGUUUGUGUAACGUGUGACAUGGCCGAAUCUUAGCGCGUUAUAGCGGAACAUCUGACUUGCGUUUCUACUAUACUCAAGUGAAUACAGGGUAUAAUUAAGUCCGGAUUGAACUGUGAAACAUCCAAGUCAAGUGUCCUACGCAGCAAUUUGACUCGAACUACAUUUUUUUUGUACGAAAAAGUGCGUGGAGGAAUAACAAAACGCAACACGUAUCCGGUGGGAUUCCAUUCUAGAGUCGAGAAACGCGAGGGUGCAAAGGGGAGAGGGGUUAGUCACAAACAGAAGAGGAAAGGGAGAGAAGGAGAAAGAUUUUGUAUGUUUUUGCCGUAUCGACACAUUUUAUUGAAGGAAUAAUGAGGAACAUUUGGAUAAUUUUGACCCUCGGCAUAACAGCCUUUCUCUCGGGGGAAAGGAUAGCGGACGCGGCCAAGUCGUCCUCCGAAGUGGAUGAACUUUUCAUUGACGACACAGGGUCCGGGGGCUACUACCCCGAGGAUGACGACGACUUUAACUCGGGGUCAGGAUCAGGCACUGCUGAGGAGGUGAUCGAGGAGGCGGUGACCGUGAGCACGCUGUACAUUGCGCCCAAAGCAGAACCCACCCAGGACUCCACCAAAGACUUCACUCCCAGAGUGGAGACAGACACGCCCAGAGAAGACCUGCCUGGGGAAACGCCCUGGAAGCCAGUCAGAACUGAGCCCCCAGUACCCGUCACCGAGGAUGUACGCAAGAACCAGAUCACCAGCACCCCCAGCUCCCCCCUGGAGCCCAUCGAUGUUCGCUCGGAAAACCUCUUCCAGAGGACGGAGGUGCUGGCAGCUGUCAUUGCGGGUGGAGUUAUUGGCUUCCUCUUCGCCAUCUUCCUCAUCCUCCUCUUGGUUUACCGCAUGAGGAAGAAGGACGAGGGCAGCUACGACCUGGGAGAGAGGAAACCCUCUGGGGCAGCCUAUCAGAAGGCCCCAACCAAGGAGUUUUAUGCAUAAAGCCCCGCCCCCUCAUGAGAAGAUUGACAAAUCGGAGUGACAGUUUAUAGCAGUCCAUGACAACAAGAAAAAACCUGUUCAAAUAUACUGUAACAACAAAAAAUAAAAAGUUAAUUGAGGAAAAAUUACAUAAAGAAAAGCUUUUGCAUAGAGUAUUGUAAUUAAGACAUUUUCUUCUUUUUUAAUGAAAAGCCAAGCAUUGCUUAUUUUAUGGCAUAUCUCAGUGUAUUUAAACAUUUUGUGUAUUAUUUGAAAAGGCAAAAAAAUAUAAAAACAUUUUAAAAAAUCUGUUACGGUGAGAAAAAGCUAUUGCAUCUGUCUUCUGUCAAAGGAGCUGUUUUUAGUCGCUGACUACUAUUUAACUGUAGCAGUAUGUAUUUGUAAAGAAAUGUUUUAAAAGUGGAAAUAAUUGAAUAUAAUUAUUCUGUAUCAAUCCUAUAAAAAAAUAUUGUCCUAGCAUGUCUGGCGUUGAUCUUUAAAAGGUGUAUUUCAUUCAUUUAUAUUUUUUUCUCAGAUGUAAAAAAAUAUAUAUAUAUAUAUAUAUGCCUUUUGUAGUAUUCAUGAAGCUUUUUCAUCUUCAUAUUAACGCUGAUAACUGUCAAUGUAAAUGUUCUCCCUUCAGGUUACAAUGUCAAUCAAUCUAGUUGAACUUGAGCGUUUCAUUUAUUUUUUUGUUCGUCUUGUUUGUUUUCUUUCAAUGUUUGUUUUGGUCAAAACCAUUUCUUAUACAGCAUACAUGUUAAAACACAGUAAUCGGUCUUAAAAAAGCUAAGAUGUGUCAGGGGCUCAAGAAAAACACAAGACUUACUUUACAGUAUGUCUUGUGGAUGUUUUUUUAACAUUUAAUUUAAUUGCAUACGACUUCUCAUAUUGCACAUUCACCUCAUUGCUUCUUUGCUGGUCUCGUUCAGCUCUGAGUGUUUACGAUGUUUGGGGUUAAAUUUGGCUCUGGGGCAAUGUUUUCCCCUAGUUUACUCUGCCUGUUCCAUCUGCCUUUGCUCCUCCCUCUCAUCCUCAGCAUUCUCUCCAUCUCCUCCAUGUAAGCGGUCGGCCUCUCCCCUUUUUCUCACUCCACUGUGUUGCCAGUGUUUUUGUCUCCCCUUUGUCGAUGGUUUAGCCCGGAGAUCCUCGAUUCUCAGAGAGCGUGAGGUUGGUUACCAGGAGCAAGACAGAGAAAUACACCAUGGGAUUGUUGUUGCCAUCCUCUCUCAUUGAAACAGUCACCUCUGCGUGAAGGGUACAACAGGUUGUGAAGUUGCCUUUUGAGCUGUACACAAAUGUGAAGUAGACGUCAUCUGAACUCCCAACCACCCACAUGAGGCCAUCCUCCCUGCACCCCCCCCCCCCCUCAUUCCCUCCUCCUUUCUGCUAUACCCUCCAGUCUGCAAUCUCUUUCUCUCUCUCUCUCUCAUAUUAUCAUCAUAGAAAAGAUAGGUACUAAACUGCAAACCAAAACCCAAAGACACAGUAUUCUCACCAUUGCUUGAACUUAUUCCCAUUAUGGCCACGUUACUCUCAUUUUCUUUUCCUUCAUUUUUUUUAUUUGAUUUUUUUUAUAGCUUUUUAUUUUAUUAGAGACUUGACCAUUGAGUCCAAUUGCUUAUUAGUAUACAAAAAGAUAUAUAUUAUAUAUAUAUAUAAAUGCAUAUUCACAAAUGUUUUAAACCUUCAAAGUGCCUACCAUUUGGAAAUGUACUUGCUCUCUCGGAGAGCAUAAGGAGACGCAUACGUUACACCAGGAGGAUGAUGAUGAUAAUGACUGGCAUUCUGUGAGCACAGAUGACUAAUGGUCACCACUUUUUUUUUUUUUUUUUUAAGUCUUACAAAAGCAGACAGUAUUGUACCUAUACGUUGAAACAACACUACUGAAUAAACAUUGUGGCCUAA